Messenger RNA from Pelobates fuscus (common spadefoot toad), 3517 nucleotides. It is a transcript of the gene GMEB2, whose product is annotated as glucocorticoid modulatory element binding protein 2. The record is from RefSeq and is a predicted model, not a curated record. Bases 174 to 1862 code for a protein of 562 amino acids. Gene Ontology annotation, molecular function: RNA polymerase II cis-regulatory region sequence-specific DNA binding. The transcript has 11 exons. Gene Ontology annotation, biological process: regulation of transcription by RNA polymerase II. NCBI's taxonomy places the organism in Eukaryota, Metazoa, Chordata, Amphibia, Anura, Pelobatidae. Gene Ontology annotation, cellular component: nucleus.
AGAUCCCCCUCCACUACCGAUCACGUGGGCGCGCUUCCCCCUCCCUGUGAGAUCGCGGGAACGCGCGCGGCCUGUUCCUUCUACCGAUACGACCCGAUCCCCGGCCGGGAAGUGCCUCGGGACCCCGCAGCCGGCGGCCUUGUAGCCAGCUCUGCGUGGGACCCUGGGCAACCAUGUCUACCCCAGAUGUCAGCGUUCACGUGGAAGAAGUGGUCGUUGUGACCACGCCAGACAACAUCAUGGAUGGCAGCGGCAUGGAAGAGGUGAAGGCUGUCCUGGUGACCACAAACAGACUCUGUCACGCGACAAGAACCCUUAGUGAGAAUGGAGAUAAUGGAAGGUGUUACACUGAAUUGGAGACCGAUAUUCAUCCUUCAUAUUCCAAUUCAUAUAUAAAUGUGUGGAGCUUGGCAGAGGACACCCUCGAGUCAGACAAUGUGUCAUUUUCUUCAUCCACAGAGCUGAAAGAGGCUGUCUUAGUGAAGAUGGAGGAUGAAGAUGAAGAGGAGACAAUUGAGGCUGAAAUUGCUUAUCCUAUCACCUGCGGAGAGAAUAAAGCCAACUUAAUCUGGAGGAAGUUUGUCUGUCCAGGAAUCAAUGUCAAGUGCGUGCAGUACAAUGACCAUUUAAUUAGCCCAAAGGAAUUCGUUCACCUGGCUGGAAAAUCCACCCUAAAAGACUGGAAAAGGGCGAUCCGAAUGAAUGGAGUCAUGCUCAGGAAAAUCAUGGAUUCAGGAGAGCUUGAUUUUUACCAGCAUGCCAAGGUAUGCUCGAACACGUGCCGAAGCACCAAGAUUGACUUAACAGCAGGUCGAGUGCCACUCUGCAGUCAAGUGUCCACAGAGUAUAUUCCCAUCACUCCGGCCACAGGUGACAAUUUUACCGUGAAUGGGAACCCAACAACCAUUACUAUUGAAACUUGCGAUGGUUCAGGAGACUGGACUGGAAUGAUAGGAGAUGAAACACUGCAUUUCUGGCAAGGCCUGAGGGACGCGGGGCUCCUUGGAGACGUCAUACAGGAGUUUCACCAAGAGCUGCUGGAAACAAUGAAGGGGCUUAAAGAGAGACUUCAAACGCCCCCCAUCCAGUUACAGGAUGCCAUGUUACUCAACAACAUUGUCCAGAAUUUCGGAAUGUUGGACCUCAUUAAGAAGGUGCUGGCUAGUCACAAGAACCAGAUGGACCGAUCAAGAGAGCAGUAUACGCGAGACUUGGCAGCUCUGGAGCAACAGUGUGACGAACACAGGAGACGGGCCAAAGAACUGAAACACAAAUCACAGCAUCUUAACAAUGUCUUGAUGACACUGACCCCAGUCAGCCUUCCCCCUCCGGCCAAGCGACCAAGAUUGACGAGAGCCACGUCCGGCCCUGCGGCCAUCAGCUCACAGGUUUCGCAGCCCACACAGAUUACCCUUCCCCAAGGAUUGACUUUAUCUCAACUAACCAGCCUACCUUUCAGCAAAGUUGUGUCCACCAGCAUCCCGAGUUCUUCCAACUCCACCAUGCUGAACAAAAAUUCAAGUUCCCAGUCCACCUCACCUUCCUCUCCUCUCUUAGGAGGUUACACUAUCCUCACCCCAUCAGGAAGCAACUACCCCGGCACUUUGGAGAUUCAUCCCGACUCAUCCAACCUUGCCGUCUUGAGUACUGCAGCCAUGCAAGACAGCAACACUGUUUUAAAGGUGAUGAGCCCCAUCCAGCUCCUCACCCUUCAGGGCCUAGGUGCAACAAUACAAAACCUGGCUCAGAUAGCACCAGCUGGCAGUACCAUUGUAGCCAUGCCCUGUGACUCUGGAGACGGAGAGGAUGAACAGACCACUAUUGAGGUGACUUCACUGUCUGAGGAUCAGGAGCAGAAAUAGACUUGUAGCCUUCUUUCUUUGCAUUGCAGCUUUGGCUGCCGUAUUUGGACUAAAGUUGGGGUAAGCCUAAUGAUGGGAGAGAGAGCAGGUACAGGUUGCAAAAGCUGAAGAACCAAAGAGGGAUGGGUUAAUCCUCUUUAGUAGUAGAUAUAUCUGCUCAGCAUUGCACAGGACUAUGCCACAGGCCAUUCUGACACUAAAUAGGACAAUGGGUUCUGCAUAGUUUGGCUUGUAGCAGGAAAUCAUAUUUGUGGCAAAAGCCGAAAUUAUCCAGAAUACCCAGACUCUGAGGCUUCCAAGGGCCAUUAAACCUUCUCAGGACUUGACCAGUUAGUAACAUACAGAGAUGGGGCAAAUUUAAGGCCUACAGCUCUGCAGUACUACUGAGGUCAACUGCCCUCCGCUAUGUACAGCGGUAAUAAUAUAAGGAAUUGCAGCUUUAAGUUAGCAAAGGUUUGCCCCGUGCUCACCUAGACAGGGCAGAACUCUUCAAUGAACUCCCAGACUCAUUCAUCUAGUAUCAAACAGGAACUUUUCUGUAUUUGUAAUAGUAAAGGAAUGUCAAUAAAGUUUUGGAGCCAAGCAGCCAUGUUGAAGGGCAGAAAAAUAAGAGGUCCAACAAAAAAAAUGAAAAGUCAUAGGAACCGAUGCACUGAGACUGUUUUGUCUUUGUGUAGUUUUGUGUUAACCGUUUUAGAGCCAGGGGGUUGUGUGUUAUCAUGCUUAAGCAGUUGGAUUGUCAGCCCUCGAGUAUUCAGUGAUUUAAAGACGUGUUUAGUUAUCUGGUAAUGGGAUGCCUGCCCUGUGUUUUACCAGUCAUGGAUUCUGAUGAACCGGACUCCAAAGAUAGGCUGUGAUUGUUGAAGACACCAGAUAGGGCAAUGUGCGAACCCCUGCCAGUUACAACAGUUAGAAUUUCAGUAUAGUUUCUACAACUACUUAUCUGAUGCUUGUCGAUUUGUCUGAAUAGUGAUUGGAUAAAGGGACAGACAGUUGGAAACUGGAUUAUUUUAAUUUGUUUUCAGGUACACAAAAUGACCCGAAAUUGUUUGUGGUUAGCCAUCAAGUUGCAAUUAUGCAGCUUAUGCAACUACAUCUCCCAUGAUGCUUUGCUAGCAUUUCGCCUGCAAAGCACUACAACAGCUAGAGGGAUAUCUGUUGGCUACCCGUGGUUAAAUAAUUAAGGUUGUGUCAACACGGAAAUACAUUUUUGAUGAGGUCACACAUUGCUAUGCAUAUAGUGUUAGUUGAGUGCAAUCGUUGAGUGUCUGAGUAUUGCAAAGUAGAGGAGCUUUGGAUGGGGAAGGAAUAGAAUAUUCUCUAGGAAUUAUGUUCAGCUCUGUCUCUAAUUGCAUCAUUGAUAUCAGCCUCCAUUCCUACUAAACACAUAUAUCCUUUACCUGAGAUCGGCACCAGUACAUUAUAGGGUGCCUUGUGCUGAUUGGAUUCUUUUGGUGAUAUCCCAAUCUGUAUUACAAAAAGAUGGCCUCAGCAUGGUUACCUUAGUGGGUAAGUACAUUUUGUUUUGGUUCGAUUUAAUACCCCUCAAGGUGGGAAUUCCUGGGUGAGCACACACCUGCCAAUGCAGGCAUAACCGGUCUGACUUUUUAAAGAAGUCACUAUGACAAACAAGACAAAUAAAACAUCUACAAAUG